AAAACUGAAACACACACCACUUCCGUUUACAUUAGCCCAUGUCAUCCGGAAGGGUGGUACCUGUUCAACUUCUGCAAAUACGUUUUCUGUCGUCUCAUGCCUGUAAAAAAAACAACAUGGACAUGAGAGAGUCCGACUGGAGAGCUGUGAUCAGUCAGUCCACGACUAUUUGACCUGCUGGAGCUGAGAGGACGAACACACGCGGAUCUAAACCUCACCUGAUCUAUUACGCGCCCGUCAGGUAAACGCUGAACUGAGCCCGAAUCAAAGUUUGGAUACUUUUCAUUGCAGCUGACCAAAAUAAGUGUUCACCAUUACCACCUCCUCCGACCCCCUUGUUUUCCAGCACCAUGAGUGGUCAACCACGGAGGAUUCGUCUGAAGCCAUGGCUGCUGGCACAGAUUAACAGUGGGAAAUACCCAGGACUGCACUGGCUCAAUCAAGAGCGCAGACUGUUUCGGAUCCCAUGGAGACAUGCCACCCGCCAUAUGCCUACCCUGGAAGAGGAGAACACUAUAUUUAAGGCUUGGGCUCUGGAAACAGGCAAGUACCAGGAAGGAGUAGAUGAGCCAGAUCCAGCCAAAUGGAAGGCUAACCUCCGCUGUGCCCUUAACAAAAGCCGAGAGUUCGGACUCCACUAUGAUGGCACUAAGGACACCCCCGUCCAGCCUUAUAAGAUCUAUGAGGUGUGCGACCAGUCAAUCAAUGGAGAUGCUGGAGAGGAUGAGGAAGAGGAGCUGCAAAACUUUGUCAAACUCUCCAUUGAUCCAAGAGUUGGUGAACCUCCGAGCUACCCAGGAUACCCCCCUAGAGUUGACGUUCCAUUCACAUCUUCUGUUGGCGAUGGCUAUAACCCUACCCACCAUAACACUCAUAUGAACCUCUUAGGAGAAAUUGUCCAUAAUAACCCCAAUGGAGGUGCUCCUAUGACCACUCAUCUCGCCCAGCCCGGCACAGGACCUCCUGAAUUUUCCAGUCACAGUGCAAUCAAAGUUGAGCAGGGAUCGUAUCCCGUUCAUGGUGGAGGACUUUUGAAUGGUAUGGAAAUGGGCACUGGAGUCAUACCGCCUCCUGUUCUUCAGGAUGUAGUCUCUCAUUCUGUAGGCCCUUCAACCAUGGUGGAUAGCCCAAUGCAAGAGGUGCCAGCCCAGGCGGAGAACCAGAUUCAUCCCUGCAUCUCAGAGUUGCUGAGCAGUCCACACAUGUUGCCCUUAACUGAUUUGGAUAUCAAGUUCCAAUACAGGGGUCGGACAGCUGGUUCUUUGACCGUCAGUAACCCUCAGGGUUGUAGACUUUACUACGGUAACCUGGCACCCACACCAGAGCAAGUAGAGCUGUUCGGUCCAGUCACGCUUCAGCAGGUACUGUUUCCAGGAACCUCUGAGAUCCCGAACGAAAAGCAGAGGUUCUACACCGAUCAUCUGCUGGAUGUGAUGGACCGAGGGCUAAUUUUGGAGAUCAGGGGACAAGAUAUUUAUGCCAUCCGAUUGUGCCAGUGUAAAGUGUUCUGGUCUGGGCCAGGUGUGCUUGAGCAGGGUCCACCCAAUCCAAUGGAAAGAGAGAUGAAGAUAAGGGUCUUCAGUCUGAAUAACUUCCUUCAGGAUCUCAUUUUGUAUCAGAAAGGGGAGGCGCCCACUCCACCACCCUUUGAGAUCUACUUCUGCUUCGGUGAGGACUGGCCAGAUAGAAAGCCCAAGGAGAAAAAGCUCAUCAUUGUCCAGGUUGUUCCCGUUGUUGCAAGAAUCCUUACAGAGAUGUUUUCAGGGGAGCUUUCAUGGUCUACAGACAGCAUUCGUUUGCAGAUCUCCAACCCUGACUUGAAAGACCAGACAGUGGAGCAGUUCAAAGAGCUCCAUAGACUGUUGCAGAGUCAAAACGCACACUCCACCUGGCCUCAAAACAUCCACUAACUGAAAGAGGAACCCAUUUUUCCAUCACCAACACAAUCUUGUUAAUUCCCUGCUCAAAAUUGGAGGUCCUUUCAGCACAUUUGAACACUGGACUAUGUAGGUGCCCUCACCACUGCCUUACUGAAAACAUUUCCAUUGGAGACCAGGCCUUCUGACAUUUUUUCCCCCAAUUUUUUUUUCUUCUAUGUAAACUUGUCUUUUAAAAUGUUAGAUUUCAAUAAAUACCAUUGCAGUAUUUUAAAUGGUUGCUGGCAUGAUCAUGUUACCACUAUAUGAUUCAUCCCAUGAACGUUUAGUGCUCUGUAACUCUGACUCUGUUAAACCCUUAAAUAAGCUGCAUCACUCAUAUAUCACUCAUCAAGACUCAUAUUUCAUGCAAGUUCCUUGCAAACAUUACGGGAGCAGGCGGAUAACAUCUGCUGACCUCAUCCUAUAGGGUCCGUGCCAGUAACAUGAACCUGUCGGACUUGAACGAAUAUGACUACGUACUUGACUACAUAAUGUUCAUUCAGCAAAUGGGAUGCGGGAGGGGUGACCUGAGGGUUUACACGUGCAAUUGUGAGAAACACAUGAUUGUAGGGCCUUAGACAAUAGAAGAGGGUUCAAUUUACUCUGUGACUCAGAAAACGAGACCUAAAGGACCCAUGUAACUUUCUUAAAAUGAAACCUGGUCAAACAGGUUCUGAGAGCUCCAGAAAGCGUGUAAAUCAGUUCUAAAUCAACACACAAGUGCAUCCGAAAUGAUACUCGAGACAAAGAUUAGUUUGUUCCUCACAAUGUUGGUUUUAUUUCGAACAAUCGACCGAACACGCUCCUAAGAUGAUCUCGGAGUCUCUUGAGAUAUGCCAACAUAGUGAAAGA
This is a messenger RNA of Megalobrama amblycephala (Wuchang bream), 2771 nucleotides long. It is a transcript of the gene irf5, whose product is annotated as interferon regulatory factor 5. Lineage: Eukaryota; Metazoa; Chordata; Actinopteri; Cypriniformes; Xenocyprididae. Gene Ontology annotation, biological process: regulation of transcription by RNA polymerase II; immune system process. Gene Ontology annotation, cellular component: nucleus. Gene Ontology annotation, molecular function: RNA polymerase II cis-regulatory region sequence-specific DNA binding; DNA-binding transcription factor activity, RNA polymerase II-specific; protein binding. Bases 351 to 1910 code for a protein of 519 amino acids. The transcript is spliced from 10 exons. The record is from RefSeq and is a predicted model, not a curated record.